CCAGAGGUUUAUGCAUUGAGAUCCACCGCUUGACAAAAACCCUCAAUAGACAGAUUUCUUCUCCGGGUAACUAUGGUCCAAUCUCUUUUUCUGUUCCUGGCACUACUUGUGCCCUUCCCUGGACUCUCGGUGCCAUGGAGGACAUCAGAGGUGUUUUUAAAAACUUUACACCCUGAAGAUCGGAUGUGGUAUUUUGGCCAAGAAUAUGUCGCAGCUUCUUACGUGGAACUGGGUAACCUAACGUGUUCCUGUAAAGAAAGCACCAAGAUGUCCUCUCCAUGUGUCGCCAAUGUUUGUAUCCUACAAACACCUCGGCAGAGAUACGUCUUUAGCUUUCCGGAGGGUGGAAGACUUAUUACUACAGAACAUUUUCUAAAUGCCACCCUACACCAUCUUCACCGAACCUCCUGUGGGUCGGUAGGGACCAUCCUGGAUCCAGAAGGAGUGAGAUCUGCGGUUACGUAUUGUGAAGGACAAAUACGUGGAUUUUUCAGCGUGGACAAAGAACAAUUUUCCAUUCAGCCCAUUAAGGAGAAACAUUUGCUACGGAGUCAUGAGCAGGAAACAUGGAAUGCCCAUAUGGUCUUCCGGCUUGGGAAUGUUUCUGAGGGAUACAAAGAGCCAUUAAACAUUCCUCAUGUCCGUCAGCGACUAAAGAGAGCCGUUCUUGGUGUAAAGCACUUGGAACUUCUAGUGGUUGUGGGUCAUGACGUUUACCAGUUUCACCAGGAAGAUACAGAAAGAUAUAUUCUUACCAAUCUUAAUAUUGGGGCAGAAUUACUGAGAGAUGUGUCACUCGGUGCUACACUCCGUGUCCAUCUGGUGAAAAUGAUUGUUCUGACUGAGCCAGAGGCUGGUAUCCAGGUCGGUGAAAACCUCAUGACUUCCCUGAUGAGUGUCUGUGAGUGGAGCAGAACCUUGAAUCCUCUCAGCGAUUCUGACCCACAGCAUGCUGAUCUGGUCCUUUAUAUUACCAGGUUUGACCUUCAGUUACCCGAUGGAAACAAGCAAGUACGUGGGGUCACCCAGCUAGGAGGGGCCUGUUCCUCUUCCUGGAGUUGCGUCAUCACCGAAGACACGGGCUUUGACCUGGGGAUCACCAUAGCCCACGAAAUCGGACAUAGUUUUGGAAUAAACCAUGAUGGGACUGGAAACAGUUGCAGUGGCAGCGGGAAAAUCAUGGCCGCCGAAGGAAGCCACAACAGCGUCCACCUGACAUGGUCAGAUUGUAGUAGAGAGCAGUUCCUUCAAUUUCUCAGCAGCGACCAGGCGAACUGUAUAGAUGACCUCCCGGCACUGGAAAGCAAUAUCCCUGGAUGGAAGCCCGGUCUGUAUUACGGUGCGGAUGAGCAAUGUAAAAUCGCAUUCGGGAGCUCGGCCCUGGCCUGCACCUUUUCCAAUAAUGAUCUGGACAUGUGCAGCGUCCUCUCCUGUCACAUCAACCAACAACACCGGACCAGCUGCAACCGUCUCCUUGUCCCAUUGCUUGACGGCACAGAGUGUGGCGAGAACAAGUGGUGUCACAAGGGUCGCUGCACUUCUCUUGAGGAAUUGAAUCCAGUAUCAGUUGUCCAUGGAGUGUGGUCUAGCUGGAGUGCUUUCACCUCCUGUUCCCGAAGUUGUGGAGGGGGGGUAAUCGUCAGGAAACGUCAAUGCAACAACCCAAGACCUGCAUUUGGUGGUCGCAACUGCGAAGGCCCGAGUCUUCAGGCUGAAAUGUGCAAUACACAGGCCUGUGACACAACACAACUGGAGUUUAUGACCCAGCAAUGCUCGGCCACUGAUGAGAAGCCUCUUUUCCUCUCUCAAGGUCAGGCCUCGUACUACCGCUGGACAUCGGUGGCCGGGUUUGCACAUGGAGACACAUUGUGCCAGCACAUGUGCCGUGCUCAGGGGCAAAACUUCAUGGUGAAACGAGGCGACACUUUUAUGGAUGGUACUCGGUGUGAGACAGGUGGGGAGACAGAUGCAACCUUCAAGCUGUGUGUUGCUGGAAAGUGUAAGGUCUUUGGCUGUGAUGGAGUCCUGGAUUCUGGGAUGGCGAUGGACCAGUGCAGGGUAUGUGGUGGAGACAACAGCACCUGCAGUAGAGUCAGUGGGACCUUCACUGAAGGAAAAGCCAGUGUGUAUGCCACUUUUCUAACAAUUCCGGUGGGUUCUACAUCAAUACAAGUGAUCAAUAAAAAGCCUCUUUUCACUCAUUUGGCUGUUAAGGAAAACACAGAGUAUAUUGUAGCCGGAAAGAAAAGUGUCUCCUUAAAUGUCACCAUUCCUUCCACCUUGGAAGAUGAACAGAUGAAGUAUAGACUGUUUCUAACACCCGAGAAGCUUCCUCAUCAGGAAACAAUCAGUAUCAAUGGUCCGACCACAUCUGAGGUAGAGAUACAGGUUUACAGAAAGUAUGGUCCAGAAUAUGGUGAGAUUACAAAUCCGGACAUUUCAUACAGUUACCACGUUCCUAAGGAAGACCAUUAUUAUGCGUGGAUGUUGGUCCGUGGACUGUGCUCAGCUACUUGUGGUGGAGGUGUUCAGACGGUGUCCCAUGAAUGCUUUGACCAUAUGCUCCAACAGAUGGUGGAAUCCAAGUUCUGUAAUUCUUCUAAUUUUAUCAGCCCCACUAAGGAACCCUGUGGCGAUGAUCCUUGCCCUCCAAGGUGUGUAGUUCCUCUCUCUAUGUAUGAAGUGUUUAGUGAGUCCUUUGGGAGGAAUCACUCUAGACUUUUUUUUUCCAUUUUCAGGUGGGAUGUAAAGGUGACUUCGCCCUGUACAGUCUCCUGUGGAGGUGGAAUCAUGUUAAGGACCGUGCACUGUGUCCAAAAGCAAGAUCAUAUGGAGACAAUUGUACCUGACCGGGACUGCGACCACACACCUAGACCUGAUGCUUUUACUAGCUGUCAACCAGAGGCCUGUCCUGCAAGGUGGGAAGUGUCGGAGCCGGGUCCUUGCUCAGCAGUUUGUGGAUCGGGCCUGGCCGAGCGGAAGGUUUCCUGCGUGCAGGUGCAGUCUAGAUUGGAGGCCAUCGUUGAAGACUCUCAUUGCUUAGGGCAGGAGAAGCCAACCACCUUGGUACAGUGUGUGAUCAGCGUAUGUCCUGUUGGCUGGGAUAGAAUUAUACCUACAGUAAAUAAAGAUAUCCAUCUCCUGAACACCUCCUACAGCAGACCAGAUGUUUACGUGUGGAGUCCGGUCCAGGGUGACUGCUCGGUUACUUGUGGCACAGGUAUUUCAGAGCUCCGCUACGUUUGUGUUGACUUCCAUGCCAAAGAGGAGACUUCGGAGGAGAACUGUAACCAAACUUUGAAGCCAGAGACACAGCACAGGCCAUGUCAACCUCAGAGCUGCCCUCCAGAAUGGGAGUUGAAGGAGUUGUCCCCUUGUCCUGUGACUUGUGGAGGAGGAAUAAUACCUCUGUCUGUGGCUUGUGUUAGGAAGGAGAACAACAUCACCCAUCGGUUACCUCACUCCAAGUGCAGCCGAAUCCCUCGUCCAAAUUCCACAAGAGAGUGUGCCACGGAGCCCUGUCCUGUCCGGUGGCACUAUAAAGCCGGAUCCUGUAGUGUAAGUUGUGGAGGGGGGAUCUUACAGAGAGUUCUAUACUGCACCCGAGUCCCCCAGGAUGAAGUAAGUGAAGAAAUAAUAGUCGCAGAUACUGAAUGUCAGCACCUACCUCAUCCUCAAGAACAAGAACCCUGCAACCAGCAACCAUGCCCCCCGAGGUGGCGAGUGGUAGAAGCCAGCCCAUGUUCUGCAGCUUGUGGGUACGGAAUAUCCAAGCAGAAGGUAUCAUGUAUGGAGACAGUGGCUGGAGCUGAGAAGGAAGUGAAUGCAUCAUCCUGUCCAUCUCACGAGAGACCUCUGUCUGUUAUCCCUUGUUUUAUUGCCAGCUGCUUCUACACAUGGGAUGUAGGGGCCUGGACUCAGUGCUCGGUUACAUGUGGAAAUGGCAUUCAGAGACGUCAAGAAUUUUGCUUAAACUCUAAGACACAUCAGCAAGUGAGCCCCACAUUCUGCCUGAACUCCCCAAAACCCAUAACCCUGAGAGGAUGUUCAGGGAAUCCCUGCCAACCCCUUGACACACAGACGUCACCACCAGAAGUGGCACGUACCCUACUGGUGACACCUCUAACAUCUGCUGCCCCUAACCAGAGACCUCAUUUUAAAGCUCGACAAAUGUCUGAAAGACCAGGAGAUCUUCUUAUGGAUGAUGAAACCCAAAAUGGUAUAUGUGGGCGUCUCUACCUGAACGCAUCUGGAGUAAUAAAUACUACUGGUCUUCUUGAAAAAGAUUGUGUAUUCUCAAUAGGACGUCCACUUGGAGAGGUGGUUGUUGUCAAAGUCCUGUCAAGCUCGCUCAACUGCACAGCCGGGGAACUGGUGUUAUUUUAUGGCAGAGCCAUGUGGAGAAAGUCAUGUACCCGGCUCUCUGCAGUCACUGUGAUUGCGAGAUCGAACACCCUGACAGUGAGACAGCGCCAGAUUCUUCCUGGGAAUGGUAUCGCACUGGCAUACUGGAGCAGAUCAGCCACAGAGGUCUACCACCAAGACUGUGAUAUCCAACUUUUUGGGAUGCAAGGCGACAUAAAGAAUCCUGUACAACCAAAGUCCGUGUCCCCUGCAUGUCGUGUUUUUAUUGAUGUCCCCCCUACGAUGACCAUAGCUAUCCAUGCGUUAUAUAUGGAUCUGAAUUCUGGACACAACCAGACAGACUCAAACUAUAUCCUGAUUCGUGACAUGAAGACACUAAAGUCCAGCGCCUUCCAUGGGAAUCAUUUAUUUUACUGGGAAUCUCUGGGAAGCCAAGUGGAGAUAGAAUUCAAUGGAGACUUCUCACAAGACAGAGUCAGCUUCCGGGCCCAGUACUGGGCAAAGGAGCGAGGCCGACAGAUGAAGACCCAGACAGGCAACGUUUAGCCGAUGGAGUCAUCUUAGAGCUUGGAAUCCAUCACAUUUAUUUUGUAUCUUUCAUAAACUUGGCCACAGAAUAAAGCAGUGGUUUCCAAACUGUAGACUUAUGGCUGGUGCAAAACUACAACUCCCAGCAUGCUCGGACAGCCUUCAGCUGUUGUAGUUUUGCAACAGCUGGAGGCCCAAAAUUUGAAGACCACUAGACAAGAGCAAAACUUUAUUUUUAUUUUUAGAGCCAAGUUCUUAUGGACAAAUCUAAAUUUUAUAUAGUUUAUUUUUUUUGUAUUUUUAAAUGACAAUAAUUUGGCACAGAC
Molecule: messenger RNA, 5219 nt
Organism: Hyla sarda
Lineage: Eukaryota; Metazoa; Chordata; Amphibia; Anura; Hylidae
Gene: ADAMTS13
Product: ADAM metallopeptidase with thrombospondin type 1 motif 13
Exons: 31
Coding region: 73-4911 (1612 amino acids)
Biological process (GO): extracellular matrix organization; proteolysis
Cellular component (GO): extracellular matrix
Molecular function (GO): metalloendopeptidase activity
Source: RefSeq, a predicted model, not a curated record